Messenger RNA from Symbiodinium necroappetens, 2211 nucleotides. Lineage: Eukaryota; Dinophyceae; Suessiales; Symbiodiniaceae. The record is from the annotation of a GenBank genome assembly.
AUGGUUUUCAAGUUUUGUCUGUUUUGGUGGUGCGUCUUCGUUUUUGCGGUCAUGGCGGUCUACAUUGCGGAUCACCUGCUGUACCGGAAGUUUGGCGCCGCCAAGGUCGUCUGGAAAGCCGAGCACUUUUUCAAGGGGGCAUCGCGCGAAGAGUUUUGGGCACAGUUCGCAGAUCCGUCACGGUGGUCACCGGAACACCCAGUAUUUCAAACAGCAGAUGUUAGCAUGAUCCGUUGCGAGUCCAAAGAGUUGCAAGAGGAGGAUGCCGCACCAUCUCAAGAUGAGGCGCCCUUCGCCAAUCCUAGAAAGAAGUGUGAAACCGUGAAGCUUGGAGCCCUGAAGGUGGGCCUCGGCAUGGUCCUGAGACACAAGGCCGAUAGCGCCAACGCUGGCUCUUUCUUCUGCACGCGGGAAUGUACGGAGCUGGAGGAGCCUUUAGAGGGAUCCUUCCGACUGGUCAUGCAGACCGUCGAGGCGGGCCUGGGCUAUCCCUUCAUGGAAGACUCUGAGAUCUCUGAGGUCGAGAUCUUUCCACCUUCGGCGGACGGCACGAUCAGGUGCAAAAUGAUAGGAGUGGCUGAAGUCACUUCUCGCAUCUUCCGGUGGUGGUCGGGAUUGCAAAAGGACUCCCAAGAGGCGGCGAUCGCCUUCCUGCAAUCGAUUGAGAACGAGGCUUUCCUUGCAGCAGCUGAGAAGGGCAUGCUGGAAGUUGCUCGGCGACACCUUCAAGGCCGGCACCGUCGAAUGAUCGUGUCAUCAGUUGAUGGCCAUGGUAGAGGUGCAGUUCACUUGGCCGCGCGAGCAGGCCACAGCGAGGGACACUGGGAAACGGAGAGGCUUUCUCUUCUCAAGCAGACGAGAUCGAAAAUGGAGUCAAGCGAUCUGCUCCCGAGCUCCAGCUUGGGGCAGACCCUUGCAGCCCUGUGCUUCGCGGACCUUCUGCAGGCCACCAGCUGCAGCCGAAAAUGGCUCCAGCUUGGGGGCGAGCUGACGCAGCUGCCCGCUUUUCUUGCGCCAGCGACGCCGGCACCGGAGAUGAAAAGGGCGGUGCAGUCUCUGCCGGUUCUGGCAGUUCGGUUCCCGCAGCUCCGGCCGGAGGUCUCAGCUGUCCUGACCGACUGGAAGCCGAGUCAUUUCCGUGCAUUGGACUGGGGCGGGCACCUGCUUCGGCGAAUGGAAGUGCAGCUGUCCGAGGGUGUUGGGGAGCAUGAGCUUUCUCACAUCCUGAAGCACUGCCCUAAUUUGUUGUAUUUCCAACUGUCAGACUACGACCUUGUGGCGCAGAAUGUCUCUGGCAAUUUCUUGAGGGACCUUCCGAAAGAUCUGGUCGAAUUGAGGCUAUGCCUGCUUCGUGAUCUGCAAGAUCGCAGCUUGAAGGUGGCGGUCAAAUCAGCUCCGAAUCUACGAUCGAUUCACCUGGAGGGCGUUGACGAACUUACAGAUCAUGGCAUCGGUGAGCUGGGUGUGCUGAUGCUGCGAAAGCUUUCUUUGGUUUUCACUGCCCUUACAGCAUCUCCACAAAUGUCAGAGGCGACCUUGUUGCGGAUUUUGAACAGGAGCUGUCAGGGUCUCUCUGAAGGACUGGAGGUUUUUCAACUCUCUCAGCAUGCUGGGCCACCGCUGGUUCUUUCUGCUGAAGGUGUGAACUUUGCCAAGAGCCUUGGAGCGCAUGGGAGGUCGUUGCGCAUUCUCACUUUGUCCGGCGUGGUGGAGCUCGGCGACACGGCCUUUCAACUGCUGGCAGCUUCAUGUUCACAACUGCGAGAGCUAUCUUUAUAUAGACCGGGGCACCAACUGUCAUCGGCCGGACUGCAGGAAGGUUUGAGGCAGCUUUCACUGGAGCAUGUCAGCCUUGGCUGCGUCGCAGACUUUGCUGGCGCAUUUCAGGCGAUCCGAGUUGCAGGGCCUGGGCUCGAGUCGUUUGAGAUGAUUCGGUACUUUCGCACUGCAGCAGACGAGUCUGUGCAUUCUGUUUUGCAGCAGAUACGCAGUGGUUGCUUGCCCUCUUUGCGCUCGGCAACCUUCCGUGGGACAUUCUCCUCUGAGCAGGUUGCUGCUUGCCAUCAGAGCACGGCAGAUGACCUGUGGGACAACCUGAGCUGGGAGCAGCAUGACGAUCAGACCUUUUCGAUCAAGUGGCCCAUAGCAUGUCUGGAUGAGUGUGUCACUGUGGAUCUGCAAAGAUGCUUCAGAGAGAGCGAUUUCGGGUGA